AUGGGUGCAGAGCAAUCAUCGCCUCGGAAUGGCGGCCAAGUGCCUGCCGCCACGGCGACGAGGAAGACUUGCUACUACGAGCUCCUGGGCUUAGACCGUCAGGCCACAGAUGAGGAAAUCAAGAAAGCAUACAGGAAGAAAGCCCUGGAACUCCACCCGGAUCGCAACCUACAUGACACCGAGAAUGCGACCAGGAAUUUUGCUCAAGUCCAGACUGCCUACGAGAUACUGUCGGACUCGCAAGAACGCGCAUGGUACGAUUCACACCGGGAUGCCAUUCUCGCCGGCCACGAUGACUUGUCGCAAGCUCCUACAGAGCACUACAACACCCACUUGACCUCGGCCGAUGAUAUUUUUAACCUGAUGGGUCGAUUCACCUCGUCGGUUCCCAUGACCGAUAGCCCCAGUGGCUUCUUUGGUAUCCUCAAUGCCUUCUUCGACCAAUUAGCCAUGGAGGAAGCUGCCGCCUGCGAAUGGGAUGGCCAGGCACCGACACAGUACCCGCCGUUUGGCUCCGCGAAAGACAACUACGAUGGCGUGGCCAAAUCCUUUUAUAACGUCUGGUCGAGCUUCUCCACCAAGAAGGAGUUCAGCUGGAAGGACAAGUACCGCCUCAGUGAUGCGCCCGAUCGGCGCGUUCGGCGCCUAAUGGAGAAGGAGAACAAAAAGUUCAGGGACGAGGGCAUACGGGAUUUCAACGACGCCGUGCGAUCCCUUGUGGCUUUCGUCAAAAAGAGGGAUUCUCGCUACGUUCCGAAUACGCAAUCUGAAGCUGAGCGGCAGAAAGUCCUUCGCGACUUGGCAGCUGCCCAGGCCGCCCGCUCCAGAGCUGCGAACCAGGAGAAACUGGCGGGUUAUGUUGUGCCGGAAUGGGCUCAGGCGCGAAACGAUGAGGAUUACAACGAUGAGUUCUCCAUGACCGAGGAGGAAUCUGAGGUUGAGCAUAUCGAGUGCAUCAUCUGCAGUAAAAUUUUCAAGAGCGAGAAGCAAUUUGAAGCCCACGAGAAGAGCAAAAAGCACAUCAAGGCUGUCCAGCAGAUACGGCGACAAAUGAAGAAGGAGAAUGCCGAUCUUGAUCUGGACCAACCUCUGGCAAAGCCGACGACCACAACCACAGAAGGGGUGGCAUCAGCCCGGGAGACAGACGGGGAGAGUGAAGGUCGACCCGAGCCAAGUGCUGGGGAUGCCCAGAGCAAUGGGGAUGAAGAGGGGCUGACUGCAACUCCCGGUGCGCCAGGGGGCUCACAAGACCCUAGCAUUGAAUCUACGGAUGACUCGCUCGGCGACGAGUACGCGCCGCGGUCCGAAGUAGAAGAUCGCCUAUUAUCCGACAAGAAUCCAGUUGAAGAAAGCGUGGAAGGGUUAGGAGAUGGUGAGACAGAUUCGCUGGCUUCAGGUGUCGAUGGCUUGAUGAUCAGUGACUCAGGUGAGGCGAAGAAAAUUGGUAAGGCCAGAGCAAAGAGGGAAAAGAGGGCUUCUCGCAUGGCAGCCGGCGACACGCAGCCAAGUGUUCACGCGUGCGCCGUAUGCAACGAAGUCUUCUCAUCUCGGACCAAACUGUUCUCCCACAUCAAGGAUAUCGGUCACGCUGCCCCCGUGCCACAGAAGGCAAAGGGGGGAAGGAAACAGAAGAGAUGA
Messenger RNA from Phialemonium atrogriseum, 1638 nucleotides. Its product is annotated as DnaJ domain-containing protein. The transcript is spliced from 3 exons. The coding region runs from base 1 to 1638 and encodes 545 amino acids. Gene Ontology annotation, cellular component: cytoplasm. Gene Ontology annotation, molecular function: zinc ion binding; nucleic acid binding. Lineage: Eukaryota; Fungi; Ascomycota; Sordariomycetes; Cephalothecales; Cephalothecaceae. The record is from RefSeq and is a predicted model, not a curated record.